AUGCGCAGUAUUAUCUUGGUCCAUGGCAUGGGCGGCCAUCCUGUCAGGUCAUGGAAGUGCUUUGACGAAGGGCAAACGCCAACACCCAUCACGCCAACACAUCCCUCAUCAACACGAGGGAAGAGACUGAGAAAGCCGCCUCCUACAGCGCAACUCAGGCGAACGAACUCGGAGCCGUUACUUGCCAAAGAGGAAGGCUUUGUUAGCAGAUCGCGAACUUUGCUGAGAAAAGCCUCGUUCAAGUCAUCUUCCCGAUUACGUCUUGCCGACUUUGCGGAUCAGCUUAACGAGGCCCCAAGGAACGACGUGUUCUGGCCGUUGGACUUUUUACCGCAAUCCUGCCCAAACGCCAGGAUAUUUACGUGGGGCUACCACACCCUGGUUGUGGACAAGAAGCCCCUCCGGCUACAAGGCGACAUAUUUGCGCAUGCCAGCGAGUUUUUGUUUGAACUGGCUACUGCGCGGGCAGCGUUUGGGGCGCAAGCGCGUCCUCUUGUCUUCGUUGCUCAUUCCACUGGCGGUAUCAUCCUAAAAGAAAUCCUUCGCCUUGCCGACAUCGAACGCGACGGACCUCUGAAAGAUGUCCUUUUCUCGACAUCCGCCGUGGUUUUCCUCGCUAGCCCUCACCGCGCCACGGAACAUGCAUCACUUGGAGACGCUGUGACAAGUAUGGGCAGUGUGACCCUCUCUGUUGACCCGGACGAUCUUGUUUUGCCACAGCUUUGUGGUGGCAGCAGCGCUGAGAUUGAGCUUGGACGACAAUCGUUUAUCAGGCAAUGGAACGAGUUCAACUUCAGGGUCAAGACAUUCCAGGAGUCUGUUAUUCCAAGCUUUGCAGAUGCUGAUGAGCGGGCUGCCGCAACCGUACAUCGACUUGCAAGCUUCAUCGGAGACCCUCGAGAAAAGGCAACAACGAUCGGGGCUUUGCAUAACGACGUUGCUAAGUUUUGGUCGAUGGAAGAUGUGGGAUACCAAGCUUUGAUAACUUGCUUGGCUGAGUUUGUUCGGGACGAAGAGGAAAGAGUAAGUCACCUCCAGAUUGAUGUCAAGUUAUUGCCAGCUAACCUGAAGGAGCGUCAUGUCCUAAAUAGCGAAGAAACCGACUGCCUGGCGGCACUCGUUCCACCCCCAAUUUUUCACGCCGAGACCCUCCCGGCCGCAUCCUAUCCUGGAACCUGCCUUUGGCUAUACGAUCUGUACGACUUUCAGACAUGGCACAACCGAAGUGGCCCAAACAAGAACAAGGUCUUCUGGAUACGAGGCGAAUCUGGGUGUGGCAAGAACAUCCUUCUCACGUCUCUACGCAGGAGGCUUGGACGACAGUGGGGCCCUGCUGGAGCAUCCAUUAUCGGCAUUACAGCACACCAUACAAGCAUCCCAGCGAGUGUCUGUCGUAGUCUUUUGGGACAGCUAUUUCUGCAGGACCCGCGUCUUCGGACGGCAUUACUCGAACUCUACAGGCAACCUCGAGCUGACCCGGAGGCCUUCGACGACGCCCAAGUUCUGUCAUUCUUUUCCGAUUUUUACAUCGACCAACCAAUCAAGACCCCCACAAGACGAACCUUCAUCCUCGUCGAGAUACCGGAUGAGGCUGGGUCGAUGUAUGUCGGAGAGGUGAUCAGUCGUCUGUCCCGUCUCGCACAUAACUCCAACUUCAGCAUAUGCGUCACCAGUGCUUACCACCCCGAAACCGAGCUUUAUAAUACCAUCGGCAUCCCAAUGCACAUCCGAAACACCGACGAUAUCCUUCGUUUUGUCAGUCUCAACUUGAUGGCAGAAUGGGAGGAACGCAACCGUACAGUCAUGAUGAUUGGUCGAAAAGCAGGAGGCGUCUUUUUAUGGGCUGAGAUUGUGGUUAAUAUCGUCAAUGCGGCUAUUCUAGAAGGCGCUACUCAGGAGCUCAUCGAGUGCACCCUGCAAGAGGUUCCUGGUGAUUUGCACGGGCUGUAUGAGUGGAUGUUAAGCACCCUGAACGAGAAAGAAAGGGCUGAGGCAUUGAUCCUCUUUCAGUGGGUAAUACUUGCCUCCGAGCCGAUGCGUCUGAAUGAUCUCUUCAUUGCAAUCAGACUCACCGACCCAAACCAGUUCGAGCACUAUAAGCGUCUCGGGCCGUUGAUGGCUCUCGAUGUCGGGGCCCCAUUUUCGACGCGGGACCUCCGGCAACUUCGGAAUUCUCUGAUAACAUCCGACACACCCUGUCAAUUCCACAGAUGGGUACGAACCCGCUCCAUUGGUCUCCUUGAAGUCAAGUCGGAUGGAAACGACUCUCUUGGCCUUCAACGAGUACAGGCACGGCACUGCUCCGUCCGCUCUUUCUUCCUCUCGGGCCGAGGCUUGACUUGCCUCACGUCUGGCAACAGUACCAUCCCGGCCAACCUAACCACGACCGACUUCCUCAAUAUCUCACAUUACUCCUUCCUCCGAGCUUGUCUGACCUACCUCAAUAUGCGUGACUUUGAGAGUCUAAGUCAAAAUCCCAAACCAAGCCCGAACGUCAAGUCAGCCCCUUUUCUCAGCCUCAACAUUCCGCUGCGGCCCCUCUCGACGACUGCCAACCAACGCCAGCUAAUCACGUCAUCCUACCCCUUCCUUCAAUACGCCGUCUCCAACCUUAUCUUCCAUCUGUUGUCACCACAACACUUCCGCUAUUUCCUACCUCAAAAUGAGCUCUUCCUUGCCCUCUCCGCGAAGAAGUUCCGCCUAUGGAAACGAUGGACUUCACUUCUCGGGACUCAUGAUGCAGAUGAGAUUAUCACUUUGCAUACAAAGGCAGGGACCAAGACAAAAGGAUUGAUGAGUCCUGUUUAUGGAGCUAGGUUUAGGCUUGAGAGGGUGUUGAGGAAGUUGGGGGGGUUGUCUGCUGCUGCUUUGAGGGUGAAGGAGGAGGAGCAGAGGUUGGGGAAAGGGAGGAAGGAAAGAAGGAGGAGUGGCUGGGUGGGAAAGGGGAUUAUGUCGCCCGUUACACCUAUUUUGCCGGCACCUGGCUUGGGAAGGGGGGUUGGGAGGAAGAAGGAGUGGAAGCCUGUGAAAGAACAGAGGUUCGAGUUGCCCGGGAAGUUGAUGCUGGAUUCGCCUGGGGUUGGGGAGGGAUUGGGUGGGGUGCCGGUUGGGUUGGCUGUAUGA
Molecule: messenger RNA, 3123 nt
Organism: Podospora anserina S mat+
Lineage: Eukaryota; Fungi; Ascomycota; Sordariomycetes; Sordariales; Podosporaceae
Exons: 3
Coding region: 1-3123 (1040 amino acids)
Source: RefSeq, a predicted model, not a curated record